UUCUCUUUCCCUCCUGCUUUUCCUCUCGGCCAUGGUUGGGGACCACUGCAACCUCAGUGGCGAAAGGCCAGUCCUUUCCCAACCCCCCAAAACUGGAUUAAGCUGCAAAAUGGUCCUACAGGCGGUGGGCAAAGUAUUAAGGAAAUCUAAGGGAAAACCAAAUGGUAAAAAGCCGGCACCAGAAGAAAAGAAACUCUACCUAGAGCCAGAAUACACGAAGUCCAGGAUUACUGACUUCGAAUUCAAAGAGUUAGUUAUGUUACCACGUGAAAUAGACCUUAAUGAGUGGCUAGCCAGCAACACGACAACCUUUUUCCACCACAUCAAUUUACAGUAUAGUACAAUCUCUGAAUUUUGUACAGGAGAGUCAUGUCAGACCAUGGCGGUGUGCAAUACACAAUACUACUGGUAUGAUGAGCGGGGAAAGAAGAUAAAGUGCACCGCCCCUCAGUAUGUGGAUUUUGUCAUGAGUUCGGUGCAGAAGCUAGUGACAGAUGAAGAUGUCUUUCCUACAAAAUAUGGCAAAGAAUUUCCCAACUCCUUUGAGUCCCUAGUGAAGAAGAUCUGCAAAUACCUGUUCCAUGUGCUGGCCCACAUCUAUUCCUCACACUUCAAGGAAACGUUGGCACUGGAGCUACAUGGACACUUGAACACACUCUACACACACUUCAUCCUAUUCAUCAGGGAGUUCAACCUGGUGGACCCUAAAGAAACCACCAUCAUGGAUGAUCUCACAGAGGUCCUCUGCACCAGCAGUGGAAGCAGCAGCAACGGGAGCGGCAACGGCAGCAGCGGCAACGGCAGCAGUAGUGGCAGCAGCGCAGGAGCACAGAACCACGUGAAGGAGAGAUGAGUCUUCCCAUCAGGAGCAAAACUAAUGCUAACAUUUUUUAAAAAAAACAAAGAAUACUCUAUAUUCUCUGUGUGUAUGUGUAUGUAUAUGUGCAUAUGUAUAUAUAUACAGACAUACACAGCCAUGACAGUUUAAGCAAUUAUGCUGCCACCACAGGACAUGUAGACUUAUGGGACUGUAUGGAGCUUUUGUUAAAUGCAUCAUCCUUGGCGAGAAGUUGCACCAGUUCUAUUUUAUUGUCUCCUGCUCCCCAUUUUCUUUCUCUUCCCUGAGAGAUGGAUGAUGAGUGCUGUUUUUAGAGAAGAACCACAUUUUUGAGUUGGGCCACUGCUUUGGGUUUUUUUGUCUGCCCACUCU
Euleptes europaea (tarantolino) is the source of this 1210-nucleotide messenger RNA. RefSeq names its product MOB kinase activator 2 (gene MOB2). Bases 32 to 853 code for a protein of 273 amino acids. Gene Ontology annotation, molecular function: protein kinase activator activity. The transcript has 5 exons. The record is from RefSeq and is a predicted model, not a curated record. Gene Ontology annotation, cellular component: nucleus; cytoplasm. Lineage: Eukaryota; Metazoa; Chordata; Lepidosauria; Squamata; Sphaerodactylidae. Gene Ontology annotation, biological process: positive regulation of protein phosphorylation; signal transduction.